AUGACUGAAAUCAAGAACUGUCUUGAUUCUAUUUGUGAAAAAAUAGAUUUAAUUUCAGGUGAUCAAAGCUUGAUAGAUCGAUCACUUAAAGUCUCUUUAAACGAAUUUACUGAAAAAGAACUUAGUCAAGAAAAUAUUAGAAAAAAGUUUCUUACACCUCAUCCUCAAUUUACAUCUAAUUGGCUCGACAAUCUUCAAGAACUUCCUCCAGUUGAUUUUUUAAAUGACAACACUUCUCAACUAUUUACGCCACCACAUUACAAAUCAGUUACUGGGUUUAAAUUUCAUCGUGCAGGGUUAGAAGGAUCAAUUGUUGGAUAUUCUGAAUACACUGUUCCUUCUGAGUUCUCUACAAAAACUUCAAAAAAUUCACUUUCAAUCACCCGUGAAGCUACUUCGAAAGCAGAUUCUGUAAGAGGUCGACCUGGCUAUAUGCCAUUUGCACCUGGAGGUGUAUCUAUAUUGGAAGACAAUCAGAAGAUUGAAAAUUUUUCUCGUGAUAAUAAUGGGUUAUAUAACGUUGCUCCUGGAUUGUCUCGAGGAAUUUUGGAUGAAUUAGAAGAAGAGAAAGACCAAACUGAAUUUAGUAAUGAUGUUUUAGUUGACUUAAAAGAUUCAGAAGAAAUUUCUGAUAACUCAGAUUUUCCCUCAAGCAUUAAUAAUCAUUCCAUUGAGUCUAAUGAUGACGAUAACGAAAGAGAAAAUGAAAACUUUGAUGGUAAUGAUGAUACAGACCUGGAUGAUGAAGUUAAUAACAAUGACAGCUCAGUUGUGAAAUCAACAGAAAUUGAUGUUUUACUUCCAAAUGAGAUUACUUUUGGGCGAAUUCAAAAUCAUAUUGAGUCAAUUCCCAAAUCUAAAGACUGGGCUCAUGUUGUUGAUGUUAACAAAACAAUUAAAAAUUUUAGAGAAUUAGUGCCAUCUAUGGCAAAAGAAUACCCUUUCGAACUCGAUACAUUUCAAAAAGAAGCUGUUUAUCAUUUGGAGCAGGGUGAUUCAGUUUUUGUUGCUGCCCAUACAUCUGCAGGUAAAACUGUUGUUGCUGAAUAUGCUAUAGCAAUGGCCUCUAGAAAUAUGACAAAGGCUAUCUACACAUCUCCCAUCAAAGCUCUCAGUAAUCAGAAAUUCAGAGAUUUUAAGGAUAUAUUUGAAGAUGUUGGCAUUUUAACAGGUGAUGUUCAGAUUAAUUCUGAAGCAAGCUGUCUUAUUAUGACUACUGAAAUUUUGCGCAGUAUGCUUUACAGAGGUGCAGAUUUGAUUCGUGACGUUGAAUUUGUUAUAUUUGAUGAAGUUCAUUAUGUUAAUGAUCAGGAUAGGGGUGUUGUAUGGGAAGAAGUUAUUAUCAUGCUUCCUGACCAUAUUAAGUUAAUUCUGCUAUCUGCAACUGUUCCCAAUACAUUUGAAUUUGCUAAUUGGGUUGGAAGAACAAAACAGAAAGAUAUUUAUGUUAUUUCGACGCCUAAACGUCCAGUCCCCCUUGAACAUUAUCUCUGGCUGAAAAACAACCAAAUAAAAAUAGUUGAUUCAGAUAAGAAAUUUUUGGAAGUUGGUUAUUCUGCUGCUAAUAAUUUGCUUAAUCCUCCUGCUGUCCCAACAGGUCCCAAAAAUGGAGAUAAAACCGAUACUAAUGGUCGUGGUGGUCGCGGUGGUGGUCGCGGCGGAAGAGGUGGUCGCGGCGGUCGUGGCGGUCGUGGCGGUCGUGGAGGUGGACAGCUAUUCAUUUCUCCACAACUUAAGAAUAAUUCAAAUGGACGUCGUCCUAAUAGCAAUAUACACGGUAAAACUACUGUUCUCCAACUUCUUCAACAUCUUAAAAAAGAAUCUCUUCUUCCUGCAGUUAUAUUUGUUUUUUCACAAAAACAAGCUUCUUCUUACGCAUCUAUGAUUACUAGUGUCGAUUUUACAACCAGCAAAGAAAAAUCUGAAAUUAAAAUGUUUGUCAACAACGCUAUUUCUCGGUUGCGUAAAGAAGAUAGGGAAUUGCCACAAAUUUUAGAAAUACGUGAAUUGCUUUUAAGAGGAAUAGGUACUCAUCAUGGUGGUCUUUUACCUAUUGUUAAGGAGAUUAUUGAGAUUUUAUUUGCUAGAUCACUUGUGAAAGUCCUUUUUGCUACAGAAACGUUUGCCAUGGGUCUCAAUCUUCCAACAAAAACUGUUGUCUUUGCAAAUACUUCUAAAUUUGAUGGUCACACAUUUAGACAAUUGUUUCCCGGUGAAUACACACAAAUGGCUGGUCGUGCUGGUCGUAGAGGUCUUGACACUACAGGGACAGUAAUGAUUAUGGUUGGUUCAGAAUUAGGAUCACCAGAAUCAUUUAGAGAAUUAAUUAUGGGUACGCCUACAAAACUUCAGAGUCAAUUUAGACUCACUUACAACAUGAUUUUAAAUCUCCUUAGAAUUGAGGCUUUGAAAGUGGAAGAAAUGAUUAAGAGAUCAUUCUCUGAAAAUGCCAAUCAGGUUAUGCUUCCUGAACACCAAAGGAAUGUUAAAAUUAACGAGGACGCCUUAACCAAACUUAAUCGCGAAUCUUGCAAUUUUUGUGACAAAGAUAUUGAAUUUGUUGUGUCUAAGAUUGAUCUUUAUAGAAAAUUAUCUGCUGAUUUGAUCAAGUUCUACGCAAAAUUUGUUAAUGGACUGUCAGCAUUUCCCAAAGGACGCAUCAUCGUUUUUAAAAAUGACGACGAACCUAGAUAUGUUGGGUUGGUUUCGAACCUUGAUACUACCAGAGGAACGCUUAAUGUAUUUAUACUAUCAAGAAAGCCUGCAGAUUCGUUCAAGGAUAACGCACCAUUUUUCUCUACGAUUGGUGGGUACGUUAAAAGAAACAUGCCUAAUCAUUUUGUGCUUGCAUCUAGUUUUCGCCAAACUUCAAUUCCUGUGGCUUCAGUGGAAUUUAUCACUAAGCUAACUCUCAAAGUUUCUCCUUGGAUUUUAACUAAACCAAAAAAUCCUGGGUACAGGGAGGCGAUCGAACUUCUUGCUUCCAUGUUUUCUUUCCAAGAUCAGUGGAAUGAGUUUCAAAAAGAUUUGAAAGCAGUUGAAAUGGCUAUUGUUUCUAAAGAACGUUCCGAGACUUUUCAGCUAAUUUCAUCAUCGCAUUCUAUUUCUUGCCCUCAUUUUGUCAGACAUUAUGCUGUUGAAAAUGAAAGAUACAAAACUCAACAUAACAUUGAGCAAUUGAAGCAACUUAUUCAUGGAGAAAAUAUGGAUUUACUUCCAGACUACGAGCAACGAAUUGAAGUUUUGAAAGUUCUCAAUUAUAUUGAUGAAGAUCAGAACGUCUUGCUCAAAGGAAGAGUUGCUUGUGAGAUAACUACAGGUUUCGAGCUCAUUAUUACUGAGCUUAUUUUGGAUAACUUUUUGGCGUCAUAUGAGCCGGAAGAAAUUGUUUCUCUGUUAUCAGUCUUUCUUUUUCAAGGCGCUUCUAAUGUUACUAGUGGGCCUAUAACCCCGAAGCUUGACUACGGAAAAGCAAAAAUUAAGGAAGUUGUUACUUCGACAUUAGAUGUUUUUGAGCAACAUAGCGUCCUGGUCACUCAAGAAGAAGCUGAAUUUUUGGAGAGUGAUAGAUUUGCUCUUAUGGAGCCCAUCUAUGAAUGGGGUAGGGGUAUGGCUUUCAGCGAUAUUAUGAAAUUGACAACUAUUCCAGAGGGAACCAUUGUUCGUGUGAUUACUAGACUUGACGAAGUUUGCAGACAAGUAAUGAAUGCUGCAAGGAUUAUUGGAGAUGCCACUCUAUACGAAAAAAUGGAACUGGCACAAGAAAAAAUUAAGCGUGAUAUUGUAUUUUGUGCCAGCUUGUAUUUGUAA
Messenger RNA from Magnusiomyces paraingens, 3810 nucleotides. RefSeq lists its product as uncharacterized. The coding region runs from base 1 to 3810 and encodes 1269 amino acids. The transcript is spliced from 2 exons. Gene Ontology annotation, molecular function: ATP binding; RNA binding; RNA helicase activity. The record is from RefSeq and is a predicted model, not a curated record. Lineage: Eukaryota; Fungi; Ascomycota; Dipodascomycetes; Dipodascales; Dipodascaceae. Gene Ontology annotation, biological process: nuclear-transcribed mRNA catabolic process, 3'-5' exonucleolytic nonsense-mediated decay. Gene Ontology annotation, cellular component: Ski complex.